GAAGCUCGUCCGCUGGUGCUCAGAGCGACGAUGCGUCGUCCGUAGAGCUCAAGUUCCCGCCAGCACCGCAACAAAGAUGGCGAUUGGACGAUGUCAAUCCCACCGAAACACUCCUCGUCCGCCUGCAGGCCCGGCUCCUGCGGCAUCUGCACGUCUACCUCCCGCACAAGCACACCCCACUCGCUCGACGCGGCCUUUCAGACAUUCAUCCACUUCACCGCCACAGUGCCUCUGUGCGAUGACCCGAAGCUCGCACCGCACAUGUUGCUCCUCCGGAUCCAGGCGCAGCUGUUCCGCAGCGGUCUGUUAGAGAAAAUGCAAACCCCGCGGAGUGUGUCGGCGGCGGGCGACAUCCCAACCGCGAUUGCGGUGCUGGACGCUGCGUUGGCCGAUAUGGCCGUUCUUCUGAACGCAUCGAGCCCCAAUCGGGAUAGCCCUCCGCCCGGCGAUGGCACGCAACGUCCCUUCACCCUCGCCACGCACCUCAUCGCCGGACUGUACGUGGUCUGUCUCAAGAGUACCAACCCCGACACGAUAGACGCAGCGCUGGCCCUGUUGCGGGACCCCCGAGUCCCGCGACGGGACGGGCUCUUGGAUGCAAGCACGGCGGCUGCAGUGGUGGAGACAUUGCGAAGUACGGCCGAAAGCGGCAGUGGGCGUGAUGGGAGGGGUUUGUGCUAUUCACGGUCGCUUUCCUCAGUGGCAGGGGGAUCUUAACUGCAGCGGGUGUUAGUUAGUGGAGGAGUGAACAACAUUCUUGGAUUUGAUGGAAGGAGAAAUAGCGGUGUUGCCUCCAGACCAGAGAAUGUAAUGGAUGUCUCUCUUGUUUAUGACUGAAAAGGCAUGAGCGGGGGCGUCACAUCCGUCAAUUGAUGAGCCUAUGCGGUGGACGUCCGAUUACUAUCGCACGGUCGCAUCCACGCUUCACCUGUCAGUGCCAUAUCAUCGAUGAUGGAAUCACAAACUAGCCGAGUCCAGCGUCCAUUUCCGAUGCAGCAUGUGUAAUGUCGAGGGAGGUCGGAGAAUGCUUGCCCG
Aspergillus saccharolyticus JOP 1030-1 is the source of this 1035-nucleotide messenger RNA. RefSeq lists its product as uncharacterized. Bases 91 to 717 code for a protein of 208 amino acids. NCBI's taxonomy places the organism in Eukaryota, Fungi, Ascomycota, Eurotiomycetes, Eurotiales, Aspergillaceae. The record is from RefSeq and is a predicted model, not a curated record. The transcript has a single exon.